Exophiala bonariae is the source of this 1530-nucleotide messenger RNA. RefSeq lists its product as uncharacterized. Bases 1 to 1530 code for a protein of 509 amino acids. The record is from RefSeq and is a predicted model, not a curated record. NCBI's taxonomy places the organism in Eukaryota, Fungi, Ascomycota, Eurotiomycetes, Chaetothyriales, Herpotrichiellaceae. The transcript is spliced from 2 exons.
AUGGCACCGCAAACAAAUGGGGAAGUGUUCGGUGAAACAAAAGAGACGAAAUACGAAUCACCUGAAAGUGUGUUGCCCGGCAAGAGUGUACAACAAAUCAAAGAGCUUAUAGACUCUGUGAAAAUCCUCUCGGCCGGAGAUAGUUUCAAAUACGCUGAUGGACUAUUUAAUGAAAUGACCCGCCUGAGACAAGCAGCUAAGGUGAAUGAAGAUGAGGUUGAGAAUCUACAAAGCCAGCUACAGCAAUCAAAGGCCAAAUCCUUGAUCGCUCACGAAGAAUUUUUCGAAUCCCACCAAGAAACCAUGCAGAGGAUCAAGGGAGAAAAAAAUGAGCUCCAGGUUAAGCUCGACCGUGCCGAAAAGGAGCUGGAAUCCCAAGAGAAGCUCAACAAGAAACAGUCCGAGGUCCGACGGGAGCUGCAGCUCGAAAUUGCGUCGCUUUCGAAUAAGAACCAAAGCCUACAGGAAUCAAUCUCGCGGACCCAAAGCAAAGUCAAAGAGCUUGAAAGUAAGUCGGCGGUAAAAGAGUCCACAAUUCUACAGCUCCAACAGAAGCUGGAGCAAAAAGAAGUUAUUAUCUCGAAUACCGAAGGGAGCACAAAGGCUCUGGAACGGGAGAAGAUAGACCUGAAAAAUCAGUUAGAUGACACUAGCAGAAAGCUCAGAGCGUUGAUGGACUUCUGUUAUCCUCUUUCUUCUGAAUCCCGCGACGAAGUGUUAGGCAUAAGAGCGUGGACAACGUUAAAACAGGUGCCGGAGGCGACAUAUGCGACUCCGGUACCCUACUCCAACACCCGUGCUGCUAAACAAAUGCGUACCUUCUUGGUGAUGGCAAUCCUGGCCCGCUCACUAACAAAUCACAUUUUCACUCCGACGUACAUCGUCGAAGAGGAGAGUGAAUUAAGAGAUCUAUUGUUUGAAAUAUCAGACAACGCAAGGAAAGAAUUUCUACGCGGCAUGAUCAUGUCCCUAUUCGAGAGAAAACAGAGAGAGAUCGCAACACAAAGAGUCUCUAUGGUGGUCCGAGAAGUCCUCAGCCCGGUCGAGGACCUUCUCGGGCUCGAUGCGGCGCAAAAGUUUGGCCGGGAGCUGAAGUCCAAGAUACAAGAGGCGGAAGACAUUUGGUGGGGCCUCCAGCGGCACAAGAGUCACUUUGAAGCCGAAGUUAAGUGGGAAACCGAGAGUUGGGAAUGCCAAUCCAUCCAAUUCUCUAAUGACAGCGACCAGAUGAGCUCACGUGGUGUGAAUGUCGAAGCGUUCGACACGGAUGAAGUUGUCCUAACCCUGUUCCCUAGAAUCUUCGUGGCGGACGGCUCAAGGGAUGUUCCUAUCUUUCCUGGUGUGGUUAUCCAGAAGUCGCAGACAGCGAGCGCCGAAGAAGAAAUAAAUCAGAUCGCUGCCUCCAGUCCAGUCGAAGUCAAACCGGGCCGAACUCAUCGAUCCGUGCGAUCAAGGAGAACGACUACAAAUGGCUCAGGAAAGAAUGCCAGAGAGGAAGGGAAGGCCCCUUUUUUAGGCUCAAGUGGCUAA